Molecule: messenger RNA, 2916 nt
Organism: Colossoma macropomum (tambaqui)
Lineage: Eukaryota; Metazoa; Chordata; Actinopteri; Characiformes; Serrasalmidae
Product: integral membrane protein 2C-like
Exons: 6
Coding region: 71-838 (255 amino acids)
Biological process (GO): negative regulation of amyloid precursor protein biosynthetic process
Cellular component (GO): Golgi apparatus; plasma membrane; extracellular exosome
Molecular function (GO): amyloid-beta binding
Source: RefSeq, a predicted model, not a curated record
CUCUGGUGUUCGCAGCUGUCAGUUCUCUCUGGGCUCUACUGUCAUCACCUUCAUCUUCAUCAUCGCCAUCAUGGGGAAAAUCCGCUUCCAGCCUCCGCCCAAAGCCCUGAAGGAGGACAGGGACGGAGAUCAGAUCCCCAGACAGGUGCAGAGUGAGCCAGUCUGGCCCGGUCAGUCUCGCUCCUCUCUGAGUGGACUCUGCUGUUUGACCACUGCGCUGAUAGUCUUCACCUGCAGCCUCAUCUACGCUUCUGUCUACAUCUACCGCUAUUACAUCAUACCACAGGCCCCGGAUCAGAGUCGGUUCCACUGCCAUGUUCUGUAUGAGAACGCUGUGAGCGCCCCACAGCGUGGAGCCGAGGAGCUGGAGGAGAACGUGGGGAUUUUCCUUCAGGAGAACUACGAGCACAUCAGCGUCCCGAAGUUCAGCAACAACGACGCAGCCAACAUCAUCCAUGACUUCAACAGGGGGCUGACGGCGUAUCAUGACGUUGCUCUAGAUAAGUGUUACAUCACUGAACUCAACUCCACCAUCGUGAUGCCUCCGCGGAACCUGUGGGAACUUCUGAUCAACGUCAAACUGAGAACCAGAGAUAGGGGUGUGUAUCUCCCUCAGACGUAUGUAAUUCAGGAGGAGAUGGUGGUGACUGGCUUAGUGUCCGACACUCAGCAGCUCGGUGUGUUUAUCCACAGACUGUGUGACGGCAAAGACACAUUUCACCUAAAACGCAGGAUCACUCGCCGCCGUAUUUUCAGGCGUGAUGUGCAGAGCUGUCGUUCUAUUCGACACUUUGAGAACACGUUUGUGGUGGAAACUCUGAUCUGUGAGAGCGUCUAGGCCUCCUCUCUGAGUUCUGUAGCAUUUCUACAUCUCUCUCUCUUUCUCUCUCUUUCUCUCUUUCUCUCGCUCCAUUCAUCGCCUGUUCAUUUAUUUACCUGCAAUAAUUAGAGGUGUUUGUGAACAGAAGCUCUUCCAGAAGAUUCCUCAGUAGCACUGCAGAGGGAGUCUGAUGUAAUCGUGCAUGUGUUUGUGUCGGUGCUGUUGGUGUGUUUUAGUGAACGUUCUUACCUACCCGCUGUCCGACUCACUGUCCGAUUCACUGUCCAAUUCGCUGUCCGACUUGCUGUCCAACUCACUGUCCGACUCACUGUCUGACUCACUGUCCGACUCACCGUCUGACUCACUGUCUGACUCACUGUCCGACUCUGACUCGUUUACACCCGCUCGGUUACUGUGAGCCGUAUCUGGAUUGUAACCUGAUCACAUUUAAUCACAUUUAUUUACACCUGACAGUGAAACACAUCUCUAGUUACUGAGAUUGAAAUCUGAUUGAUUUGUAGCACUUAAUAUGCCAAUCACUCAUGUUGUCCCCCAUGUUUUGGCUUUAUUCAAAAGAAAAUCACAGUUUUGGUGGUACUAACAGGCCCUUUUCACAUUUUUGUGUUUUUCCUGCUGGCAGUUCUCAGUGCAGAUUAACGCUGUAGCUGCUAAAGCAUCAGUAACGGCGAUGGUGCGUUAGCGUGUACAGAUUAAGUGCUCGAGUUUAUAACAGAAACAGCUUCAGUUUCGGCUUCUCAGCUGGUGACGAGCAGAGGAGAACUGAGUUUGUGCUUUUGGUGAUUUUUUUUUGUGAUUUUCGGUGCUGCUGACGAACGUUACACUGAUGGCAGUUUAAAGUCGGUUCUGUUUCCAGCCGCUUUCAGUGGAACAGUUUUCACUCCCUUUUAAAGUUUUUAAUAGCGCGAGCUCAGCAGGAGCAGACGUUUCUUAUCACGCUCUGACUGAUGGAAUUCCUCCACGAAGAAUUUAUAUCCUUUAUUCAGCUUAGACUCGCACACUGUUGUGUGUUUGGUUCUCCAGCUGUUCUAACAGAUCCUCCAGUUUCAGCCUUUGUACCUGUGACAACGAUGACGUGACCCACCUUUCCAUGGAGAGCUGAAGUGAUACGAACGGCAGCACUUCUGAGGUUAACAAUCGCCUGAAGAAAAUAGUGGAAUUUGUUGGACUCAGCACUUCCGCUCUUGUGAAAAGGGCCUGUUUACUCACCUCAAAUCGUGAGCAUUAAAACGCAAUGCACUGCGUAAUGUACUGACGGUGAAUAACGAUGAGGUGAAGUUCAGAUUAACCAAACUGGAGCUUUCAUUUUUACGAGUUUGAGACACUGAAGAAUGAAUUAAACUCAGAGGAGAAACUCACGGCUGAACUGAAGGAAUGAUGAUUCUGUUAUUAGAGGUGGUCCAGUGGGUGGAGCCUCCUCAUAUGCAGAACAGGGAGAGGAGUCACGGUGCUGGGAGGGGUUUGGUGGGGAGAUAGAUGUGUGUACCCUUGAAGAACGUCUGGAUAAACUGCGUCUCCUGAAGUGGCUGGAGUUUUAAUCUGGUUUAAAUGGUGUGUUCACACCUGCAUUUUUAAUGUGGAAAAUCUUUAUAAUCCAGAUACUCAAAAUGCACGAAACGUCCAGGUGUAAACGAGCUCUGAGUGAAACUCUGCACUGAUGUGUUUUUCUCUUGUAGCUGUUUAUUAUUCGAUCUUCACAGUCCUGGAACCCCAAACGUUCAGAAAUGGAGUAAAAAUAUUACUGCUGGUUUCUGCUGUAAAAACAGAAAUAUUGUUAUCAUAUAAAAGAAAUUUUAUUAUGUAAAAUCCAUAUGAAAUUAAUGUUCAGUAACACUUUACUGUUGGGAUCUGUAGGAACCUACAUAAGCUGGUCAUGACAGCUGACAUAACCCUACAUACAUGUUUGUAAACGCAUAUUCCAACAAGCACCAAUCGCUAUAAAGGUUACGUUUGCCAGUUUGGAUUAAAGUUAAUUAAAACAGCCUUUAUUACAAAUGAUGCAUAAAGGAAUAAACAUUUGUAAACGUUCAGGUAGGUUUGCCAGUUAUCAUGACCAGCUUAUGUAGGUGUCAUUUGCA